GAGUCAAGAGAUGAGAAAAGUUCAGAAGCACCUGAAGCAAGAAUGAGCAGCAUCGCACCUCAGCAGCGUUUUCAUCUUGCGCGAUAGAAACAGUUCUUCUAGAUACCAAAGUCUGUGAGAAAUUAACCAAAUUAUGAAAUGACAUAAAUCUUUCGGUUUGUUUUUUUGCCACUAUGGGUCAACAUUUUUUACUUCAAGCCAGUUUCUUCCGUGCAACUGUCUUGUUUGCUGUGCUCGUUUCGAUCCCUCGUGGGCACUCUGACUGUGUAGAGUGCCAAAAUAAGACAAACGCCACAACCUCAGACAUCACUAUGUUUGUAGGAGACAGCUCCUCCUGCAGUGUGAAGAACUUCAGCAUUACAAGCACUCAGACUAGCAUCACGGUAACUGGACUGCUGCCUGGAAAAACGUAUUUCUUCAGGAUCAACUGUUCAGUUGUGUGCUGCGCAAACCUCUCCACCACAGACUAUUCCAGCAGUCUGACUAUUACACAGCCCAGCUCCACCUCAGUGUAUCUGAACUGGACAGGCCAGUUUCCACUGAUCAAUCAGUCUUUUACUCUCCGCCCUGAGCCUGUCAGUAACCUGUCUGUGCAAUCCAUCACCGUGAGCUCAGUGAACCUGAACUGGACACUUCAAAAUGGCAUCAGCCUGUAUUAUAAAGUAGUUUGGGGUGUAAACCUGUUUCUCACUACUAACCAAACCUCCAUAUUAAUCUCACAACUUGCACCCGGCACCAACUACACCUUCAGCGUCACCUCAGUGGCCUCUGAUAACCGCACUGAGGGGCGUGCUACUGAGAUAUCCCAAAACACAAGGCCAGCACAAGUGGAGAAUAUCACUGUGCUGAAUUCGAGUAACAGUAGUUUGACCGUGGAGUGGCCAGUCCCUCUUGGUUAUGUAAAUUCGUAUGUGGUGAGUCUAUCUGGUGUCGAGCUGAACACACCCCUCAACAAUACCACCCUCACCAUCUCUUCAGUCAUCAGUAACCUCACGGCAGGACGUGUUUACAACCUCACUGUGACCACCAUCAGUGGAGUCCUGAGAAACAGCUCUAACAUAGUGCUGGUUGCCACUAAGCCUAACCCGCCCGAAGCUGUCCAAGUGAGCAGACAGACCAAUGUGUCUAUUUCUUUGCUGUGGUUGAAACCUUUAUCAAUGGAUGGAGUCACUGUGUCCUAUGAAGUGUCAUAUAAAUCUAACCAGCCAGGGGUCAACCUUGAAACUUUGAAUUAUACCUACUCUUUAAACGUGACAAUCACAAAUUUAUUACCCGGCAGUCAGUACGACAUCACUGUGGUCACCAUAGGAGUAAAAGGUCUCAGGAGCUCAUAUGUAAACCUCACUGCAUAUACAGCUCCUAAUGCAGUGCAAAAUCUGUCAGUUUCUGCUGUCAGCAGCAAUUCAGUUAAUCUGACCUGGCUCCCCCCUACUGGAACCCUCAGCCUGUUCUCCUACAAUAUCAACAUAACUUCACCUGAUCAGACUCUCAGUACCACAUCCAACAAUUAUCAGAUUACUCCGCUGCAGCCUGGGACUCAGUAUAGUUGUAGCGUCAGAGCACUCAUAAUGGCUGCCAACAUAUUUGGACCCUCACAACUCAUACAGUGUAAUACCAAGCCACUGCCAGUGACUAAUUUAAUAGCCUCUCCUGUUGGCACCACUGAGAUGCGCCUUUCAUGGUCUCGUCAGAGUGACUACAAACCUUCAUAUCAGUAUAAUUUGAGUGUAAAUGGCGAACGAUGGAUACAGAGUAACAAUGAGACUGCAAAUGUCCCUAACCUUGUCGCUGGGAACAACUACACCUUUACUGUGCAAACUGUAGCAAAUGGCAUGAGCUCUGAUUCUGUAGCCAUCUCUGCAUUUACAGGGCUUGGUAAAGCAUCCAAUAUUUCUGCGGUUGGCACUACUCAGAGCAUGAGAGUGGAGUGGAGACCACCUGACAGCACUGUGAGUCUCUACAAUGUCAAAAUCCUGUUGAACGAAGCUGUUUUAAAGACAGAAAACCGAACGAAUGCGACAACCGUGGUGUUCUCAGACCUGCUACCUGGAACUCAGUACUAUGUCAUUGUCACAAGUAUCAGUGGACCCAUAAUGCAGGACAGCAAUAGUGUAUCCAAUGCCACCUUGCCCACUCCUCCUGGCGAGUUUGUGAUAGUGCGGAGCACAAACUCACUGAACAUCAGCUGGGCUCGACCACUUAACAUGAGCUCUGUAUCCCACUACUUCCAGUUAUCAUACAGCAACAGCACGCUGAACUGCAGCCAAAACUACAGCUCUCUGACGGGACUCCUUGCAGGUGUCCAGUACAACAUCAGUGUGAGGACUGUAGGUGCAAUGGGAUAUUUCAGCUCUCCUAAGUAUCUCACGACAUAUACAAAUCCUUCUGCCGUAACUGAUUUAAAAGUGACUGGAUAUACAGAGACUAGUAUAAAUCUGAGCUGGCAGCAGUUUGAUGUUCAGCAAUCCGGUUACUCCUACCUGCUCACCAUCACACACCCUAAUGGCACAGCUGACCAGAGGACUGUGAGUAACACCAGUGUGCUGCUACUGUCACUGCAGUCAGCUAGACAGUACAAUAUCAGCAUUGCCACACAGACAGCUGGCAACACCAAGUCUGAUCCCCAGUUUAUAACCGUCUGCAGCAAGCCGUUUCCGGUUACCUCUGAAAUCCAAGCUGUUCAGAAUGUUUCUGCCGUGAAGCUGAGCUGGGACCGUCCUCAGCAGUACCACAGUGGCUUUUCCUACCAAGUUUUCGUGUCCAAUUGCACAGAAAAUAGUCGGAACUUGUCGACUUUAUUUGAAAACAUCACAGUUACAGACUUGCAGCCUGGCACCCUUUGUCAGUUCAGUGUGUAUAGUUUUGCCUGCGGCAUUCUGGGACAACCAAAGACCGUCUCUGUCUUAACAAAGCCCUCUACAGUGAUUCCCAAACUAGAUAAUCAACGCUCUAAUCACUCACUCUUGGUGAAGUGGGUUCAUCCUGUUGGUGGGCUGGACAUGUACAUUCUGAACAUCAGCAGUGAAGGAUGGAGCAGCUCUAAAGUUCUCAGUAAUACUGAACACAAUCACACCUUCAGUCAACUAAAAGCAGCAACUGUCUUCACAGUCACACUCACGACUGUGAAAGAACCCUUCCGGGAAACGUCUGAUUCAGUAAUAAUGGCAACUUAUCCAAACAGACCAGGAGAGAUUAAGAUUUUGUUGAAGAGCAGUCAUUCAUUGUUGUUUCAAUGGGAUGAAGCUGAGAGCAUGACAGCUGGCAGCCUCAACUACAACCUGACCUACUGGCCCAGCUAUAAUACCAGUCAAUAUCUCACUCCUAAUAACACUUUCCUUUUGGACGGCUUGCGAUCUGGAACAACCUAUAAUGUUUCUGUGGUUACUGUAGGCCCGAUGGGUUUCCAGAGUGACCCUAUCAGAGUUCAUGUAACCACCAAGCCUGAUCCUGUCCAAAACCUACAAGCUGGUUUCACAACAAUAAAUAGCAUCUCUCUAAAUUGGACAAAAGUGGAAGGGGUCCCAAAAUAUGUAGUAAGAGUAUACAGUGAGAAGGAAGAGAAAAACUCAACCAUUAUAAAUAACAACAUGACUAUAUACAAUCUGAUGCCUUCAACAAGCUAUAACAUCAGUGUGCAGAGCAGCACUUCUGACAACACAGAAGGAGAAGCUGUGUGGCGGCAAGCAUGCACAGAUGCAGCUCCAGUGAAGAAUGUGAGCUGUAUGGGUCCUAAUUUAACCUUACCCAUGCUUAACGUCUCAUGGAGCCCUCCUCCUGGUAAUUACAAAGGCUUUAAAUUUAAGCUGAACUCCUUUGGCACAAAUACGACCUCCAGUCUGACCCACACCUUCACUGGACUUAAGUACAACACUCAGUACAAAGUCAUGCUCUGGACAACUGGUUGUGGGAAAGAGAGCACUGUGGAAUCGAUCACCUGUAUGACUGGAAUCACAGAACCUGUUGUACCUAAAAUAGAAGCAGUGAGUAUAUCUGAGCUACAAUACAACAAGUUUACUUUGAAUCUUCAGUCGGACAUCUUUAAUGACUCGAACGGUCCUGUGCUCUAUUAUGGUGUGCUUGUCUACUCCGGCACUAUUGAUUGCUUGGACAAGAGUAAAAAGUUUGAUCAAUGCCUGAUGAAAACCUACGAGGACUGGAAAGCAAAACGGUGCAGCACAUUCCUGGCUGUUAUCAGGAAACAGGGUCAAACAGGUUCUAGAAAUGUACAGACACAAACAGUCAUCAUUGGAGAUGAAACUAUGUGGAAAGGUUACAAAAAUGGAGAACUAAAUGCAAAAGACACUUACAAUUUUGCUGUCAUUGCUUUCACUCGUCUGGAGAUAAACAACAGUUUAGUGGAUGUUUCUAAUUCAUACUACUCCAUGUCUGACUUUUACCAAAGUCCCGUCACACUGCCAGAGAACCCAGUGGUAAUUGGAGCAGCAGCUGCAGGAGCCGGUGUUGCUGCUCUUCUUGUUGUAAUCAUCAUCGUGGUUGUGGUUUGUAGAGGGAAGCAAAGAAAAGAUGAUUCUACUAGUGUUCCUAUCCACUCUAUAAGAAACAAAGUGAGUAAUCCAAUAAACGUGGACGAUUAUGAGGCUUACUAUAGGCGGCAAAGAGCUGAUUCCUUUUGUGGAUUUGCUGAAGAAUUUGAGAAUCUAAGGCCGGUUGGAAUAAAUCAGUCAAAGACUGUUGCACAGGCCCCUGAAAACAAAGCCAAGAAUCGUUAUAACAAUGUGCUGCCAUAUGAUUCAUCUCGUGUCAAGCUCUCUGUGCUCAGCAGCCCAUUUGAUGACUACAUCAAUGCCAACUACAUGCCGGGUUACUCUUCAAAGAAAGAGUUUAUCGCAGCCCAAGGACCACUGCCCUGCACUGUCGAUGACUUCUGGAGACUGAUCUGGGAGAAAAACGUGCACACUAUUGUCAUGCUCACCAAAUGCAAUGAGCAAGGACGGGUAAAAUGUGAAGAAUACUGGCCAGCAGAGACAAAACGUUUUAGCAAUCUGACAGUGAUGAAUAUUUCCGAGAUCCCAUUGGAAGACUGGACUUUACGUGACUUUGAAGUGAAAAAUGUGAAAACAGCAGAGUCUCGUUCAGUCCAUCACUUCCAUUUCACUGCGUGGCCAGACCAUGGAGUUCCUGAGACCACUGAGCUUCUCAUCAACUUCAGACACCUGGUCCGAGAACACAUGGACCAGUACUCAAGACAUUCACCCACACUUGUGCACUGCAGUGCUGGUGUGGGCCGCACGGGAACCUUCAUUGCCAUUGAUCGGUUAAUCUUUCAGAUUGAGCAGGAAGGUGUAGUAGAUGUAUAUGGGAUCAUCCACGAUUUACGCAUGCACAGACCACUCAUGGUUCAAACAGAGGAUCAAUAUGUGUUUCUUAACCAGUGCGCCAUGGACAUCAUCAAGUCUCGGACUGGAAACAAUGUAGACUUGAUCUACCAGAACACAGCUGCACUCAAUAUUUAUGAGAACUUUGAACCCUUACAAAAAGCCAAAAAUGGCUACCAUAAGGCCUGACUGUCUACCUUAUAAUUUGCUGCACUGCUGUAAAAAAAAACUUUUCUCUUUUAUUUUUUUAAAUUGAGUUUUAUUUAAAGAGGGAAAUACAAAUAUGUAUUUAUUAAGAACUUUGUUUAUAAAGGUAUACAAGUAUGCAGAAAUAUUUUUACAUUUAUUAACAUUUGACAGUUUUUAUCAAAUACAGAAAUGUAGUUGCAGGGAUGUUUUGUGAGAGUUUUCAUAAAAUAAAGUUGAUAAUUGUUCAAGUACAUCCAACAUUAUAAAAACGCCAUAUCCUCAGACAUAGACUACAAGUGAAAUGAAGUUAAGCAUGAAUAGAAAUAUAGACAUGUGAACAUGUCACAUGGGACUUUAUCAUUCGACAGUGGUAUGUUGCUAUAUCACUGCAGCAUUAUUAAAGACAAGAUGGGUUUUCAAAACACCUCUCCUUGAUUUAACAUGGCAACUAACCUUGUAAUGAGCCAGUAGGCUGGUAAAUUGCUGACAAUGUGCAGUGACAUUAUCCAUUAAGAGAUAUGCUGUAGGUUGUGUCGGAGCUGUUGUGCCAGGAUGCUGUUCUCACGUUUGUGGCUUUAAUAUAUCUAUUAUUUCCAGAUGUCAAGGGCCAAAGGUUGACCUUAAAUGGACCAUAAGGACAAUUCAUUAGCAUUGAACAGUAGCAAUCUCUUUGGUUAUCUUUGGAAUUGUUUAUUUUCAGUAAAGAUACAUGCUGACCUGUCUAAUCCUGGAUUGUAAAUGUUUUUGUUUUCCUUUUAGAAUGAGGUCAGUCAAUGUUUAGUAUAUGUCUACUGAUAAUUUAUUACAAAAUGUUUUAACAGAGUGUGACUCUGUAUCAUGUUUGUGCACUUAAACUGUUAUAUUUGUACAUAAUAUAUGUUGUUCAAACUGAACUUUCAAACUAUUUUUUUCACACAGUGUUGUUCCAGGGACUUUUUGCUUGUGUGGUUUUAAUAGUCUGCCAUUUUCUGCACAGAUUUUUUUAAAUUGUUCAUUGAUACUCUGCUGGUCAUGAUAGAUAUUGAGAUUAAAAAGAUGCACUUUAUUCCACA
Molecule: messenger RNA, 6577 nt
Organism: Cyprinus carpio (common carp)
Lineage: Eukaryota; Metazoa; Chordata; Actinopteri; Cypriniformes; Cyprinidae
Product: receptor-type tyrosine-protein phosphatase eta-like
Exons: 31
Coding region: 174-5525 (1783 amino acids)
Biological process (GO): protein dephosphorylation
Molecular function (GO): protein tyrosine phosphatase activity; protein binding
Source: RefSeq, a predicted model, not a curated record